GUCUAGGGACUGGGGCUUUCUCGGUGGCCUUGUCAGCUCACAGCAGAAGUGAACAGCCUUGAGUUGAGGAAAUUGUGGCUGGACAGGCACAGAGGUAGUUCUGCUCCAUGCUCGUGUCCUACUGAUUCAGCUGCUGAGCCUAUUAAAUCUGAGUACCCGAAGAGGAGAGGCCUCUUCUGGCCCCCACUGGCCUGCUCUGUUCUGUGGGGAUGUUGCAGCAAGCUGCCCUACUUGCACUCUUCCUGCUCCUCAGGGGUCACCAGGGUCACGGUUGCUCGGAUUCUACUGAAGAUGUGACCGCUGUCUCAGGAAACCCUCUCUGGCUGCGGCCUUCCAACAUACAAACAAAAGAUGUUUCCAUUAAGUGGAAGAUGAAACUGCAGGACUCAAAGUUUAAGAUCCUGAUUUCUUAUCAUUAUAACAACAAUCAAACUGAGGCUCUCAAUGAUAUAUAUGAUUUUAACCCCUCCAAUUUUGCUCUUGGCAUCAAGUCAGCUAAGCUGGAAGACAGUGGUUGUUAUAACCUGGAGAUCACCAACGAUUCUGGAGGAGUUUGCACUAAGAAAUUCUGGAUUCUUAUACUUGAUCGUGUUGAGAACCCUGACCUGCAGGGCGAGUGGAAGACCCUGGCUGAUGGGAUGUGUCAGCUGUCUCUGUACUGCUCUGUGUCCAAGGAUGACAAUGUGAGCAUUGCUUUGUACAGAGGGAGCAAGCUGAUCUCAACACAACGGAACUUUACCUACCUGGAGAACCAGACUGACACCAGCAGUCUGCACACAUAUACUUGCAAUAUUAGCAACAAAGUCAGCUGGGCAAGCGACACAUGGAACUUCACCCAGGGUUGUCAGAGUGUCCCUCCAAAAUUCAGACUUCUGCCCCUUGUGGUGAUCAUCGUUAUUCUAGCCCUACUAUUUCUCGGUGCUGUCACUUGCUUCUGCGUGUGGGAUAAGAAGAGAAAGCAGUCACAGUCUGAUCCUAAGGAAUUUUUAACAAUAUAUGAAGAUAUCAAGAACCCACAAGUCAGGAGAAAUCAAGUAGGACAUUCUGGGGCCUCAGAAUCUCUUUCAGUCAUCCAGGAAAAUGGAAGGGAACAAAGAGAAGCGAACAGGUGUCUUUUCGAGGAGCAGACACUGGAGCAGGAAACUCCUAGAGAUGGAGGUACCAUCUACUCUAUGAUUCAAUACAAGCCUUCUGAUUCCACAUCACAUGAAAAAUGUACACUUUAUUCAGCAAUCCAGCCUUCCAGGAAGUCUGGAUCCAAGAAGAGGAGCCAGAACUGUUCCUCAAGUUACACUGUGUAUGAAGAGGUUGGGAGUCAAUGCCUCCACACCCGCAACCCUGCCAGACUGAGCCGCAGAGAACUAGAGAACUUUGAUGUUUAUUCCUAGUUAUUGCUAGUGUUCUCAUCCUGUGUACACAUCAGCAUUAACUUUGGAAGGGAGCACAGCAGAAGAUGAUGAUGCCGUAUGAGUCUAUGGAACAGCUCCUGGGCUGAGAGAAUGUAGAUGUUUAUUCAUGGUUUAUAUUUUGUCUUCUUAUUUAAAAAAAAAAUUAGACAAGAUUUGACAUGGCCCAGAACAACCUGAAUUUGCUAAAGAGCCAAAGAUAAUCUUAAACUUUUGAUCUCCUUGCCUAUACUUCUCAAAUUCUUGGAUCACAGAGGCAUGUACUACUAUAUAAGGCAUGGAAACGAUUUUUAACUUCUGCUGUAAGAUUAAGGUUGUUAAAAAAUCUCUCAAGAUUACAGACUGGACAAGAAUGGGUAGAGAGGUUGUGUUGGUCAUACUCUGAGAGGCUGUAAUCCAUACAGUGUUGUAGAAAUGUGGGUUAAAGGGAGAUUCCUUUCUUGUGGUUCUCUAAGUUAUAAUCCCCUACACUGAUACUAUUAAUAUGGAAUGCCUACAUUCUAGACCCUUCGUCUGCCCACAAUGUGAAGAAGCCCCGCUACUCAUUGAGGCUGUGCUAUCUGGCUGUGAGCUAGCUGUCACUUCUCCCAGGGAAGCUGGAACUUGACUUCACUCAAAUUCGGGGAACCCCUGAUCAUCCCACAUCUUUACUUCAAGCCAGUUGUUCACAAGGGACAGCGAAAAGAACUGAGAGUAGAUGGUGCAAUUCCAGCAGCUUUCUGGACAGGAGAAUCACCCAGAGCAUAUGCGUCAGUGAUGCUCAUAGUGUGAUGGUUUGUUUACAGUCCUAUCACUAGAAAUUCAGAGUCCUGAAGAGUGCUCCCUGUGAUAAACCAGGAGGGAGGGCUCUGACCAUAGGUAUCCAAGUUCAGAGUCCCGAGAAGUGCUCCCAAUGAUAUACCCUAAAAGGAGGGUUCAAAUAAUUGAUCGCUGAAGAUGUGGCAGUUGGGUACCACAAGCCAUGCUAUCCAUCUUCAGGUUAGCUCCUUCAACAAUGCUGGGAGAACAGGCCUGAAGAACUGAAUGAGCUCAGGAAAGCAGCAAGUGUGAACUAAGAGAGGACUUAGAGCUUCAACAAGGGGCUCAACUCAGAGUUUAGUUAUUUUUCCUCUUUCCUCUGCUGGAAUUAAAGGCACAUGCCACCAUGCCUGGGUCAGAGUCUUGUCCUUCAAGAGUCUCACUGUGCACUUAUCAUGGGAGUUUGACAUGAAAAUUUGGUCUUACACAGAGGCAAUGUCAAUGUUUUGACUGAAUUAAACUGAUGAACUUCUUAACA
Messenger RNA from Myodes glareolus (Bank vole), 2682 nucleotides. Lineage: Eukaryota; Metazoa; Chordata; Mammalia; Rodentia; Cricetidae. The record is from RefSeq and is a predicted model, not a curated record.